CUCAGUCUUUCUAUUUUUUCCUUUUCCUUUUUGUUUCUUUUGUUUUUGGUGUUCUUUGGAAGGAGUAAAUUUAUUGUCUUCCUGUUGUGUUAAUGAUGAUGGUGUAUAUGCAGAUCCAUACAUAAGUGAGACUAUUUUUAGUAUUUAAUCUGGCUAGAUGGUAUCCUUUGCUUCAAGCAGAGAUGUGCUUAAUAUGUAAAAGCACUCGAUAGAUUUCUGUUUGAAGCCAACUUGCUCACUUGCUUGGUUGCUCUUGCUGUGCAUUCAAGCCUUAUACAUUCUGAAAACUCACUAGGACCAUAAGUGUGUAGAUCUCGAGGGCUAUCUGUCAAGUGCAACAUCAUCCCAAAUCUCGAAUAAGUUGGGACUUCCAUGCCUAAACCCAAUAAUCAGGCUUUCCCUUCUUUUAAGCUUGGAUGAAUGAUUGAAUAAUUUGAGUUGCUCCCAAGAUACUCUGACUCAGCUCUCUUGUUUUUAUAUUUUCAUUAUGAGUACUUAGUUGUUCUAUAUUUGUUAAUUGCCAUCCCCAUUAAGAGUGUGAGUCAAGAUUAAUAUUGAAAUGUGGAACUGAUGAUGGUGUUUUUGUAAUGCGAUAGAAUUAUAAUCUAUGAGCAGAAAUGAUAUCCAAAUGCCAAAUCAGCGGAGUUGACAUUUAUAGACGAUCCGAGCUGCGAAAUCUGCAUGUUGCACUUGGCUUCUUGUCAAUUCCAUGGCUUAUACAGGCAGUAGCCUGUAUGGUAAGAAGGAGUGGAAUCCAACAGAGAAGGAAUUCUUUUGAAGACGGUGUAUAUGGAACAACCUGCCCUAUUCCACCAGGAAAGAACUUCACAUACAUUCUUCAGGUCAAGGACCAAAUAGGAAGCUUCUAUUACUUCCCUUCUCUUGCAUUCCACAAAGCUGCUGGUGGUUUUGGAGGGAUCAGGAUCCUUAGCCGACCACGGAUUCCGGUUCCCUUCCCAGAUCCUGCUGGGGAUUACACUGUUCUUAUUGGAGAUUGGUACGAGUCUAAUCACACGGUUUUAAAAGCUCAUCUGGAUGGUGGUAAGAAGCUGCCUUUCCCUGAUGGAAUCCUUAUCAAUGGUCGUGGACCUGGUGGUGCCUCCUUCAAUGUUGAACAAGGAAAAACCUACAGGCUUAGGAUAUCAAAUGUUGGAUUGCAAAAUUCUCUCAAUUUCCGCAUCCAAAACCACAGGUUGACUUUGGUGGAAGUGGAGGGAACACACACUCUGCAAACUACCUACUCUUCAAUAGACAUUCACCUUGGCCAAUCAUGCUCUGUUUUAUUUACAGCUGAUCAGCCCGCACAAGACUACUACAUUGUGGUCUCCUCUCGCUUCACCAACCCGGUCCUCACCACUACAGGAACUCUUCGUUAUAGCAAUUCUGCUGGCCCUGUAUCUGGUCCUCCUCCUGGCGGACCUACGAUCCAAAUUGACUGGUCUUUGAACCAGGCCCGCUCUAUCAGGACUAACCUUACAGCAAGUGGACCAAGGCCUAAUCCACAGGGGUCAUACCACUAUGGUCUCAUUAACACAACCAGAACUAUCAGACUUGCAAAUUCUGCCGGUCAAGUUAAUGGCAAGCAAAGAUAUGCAGUUAACAGUGUUUCCUUUGUUCCAGCAGAUACUCCUCUUAAACUUGCCGACUAUUUCAAAAUUGAAGGAGUUUUUCGCAUAGGAAGCAUAUCCGAUAAUCCUUAUGGCGGAGGGAUAUACCUUGACACUUCAGUUAUGAACGCUGACUAUAGGGCUUUUAUUGAGAUUGUAUUUCAGAAUGAUGAGGACAUUGUACAGAGCUGGCAUCUUGAUGGCUACUCAUUCUUUGUUGUUGGUAUGGAUGGAGGGCAAUGGACAGCAGCUAGUAGGAACGGAUACAACCUCCGUGAUGGAGUUUCACGUUGUACCACUCAGGUGUAUCCCAAGUCAUGGACUGCCAUUUAUGUUGCACUUGACAACGUAGGAAUGUGGAACUUGAGGUCUGAGUAUUGGGCAAGACAGUACCUUGGACAACAGUUUUAUGUACGUGUGUAUACAACCUCAGCUUCACUCAGGGAUGAAUACCCGAUCCCCAAGAAUGCACUACUUUGCGGUAGGGCUAGUGGCCGAAGCACCCGACCCUUGUAAGCUAGCAUAGAAUAAAGGACCUAGACUUGGGUAGAGAAAACCUGUCCAGCUCAGGUGGAUGAAGAUUGAAUAGCAGAGUUUUGCCUUAUAAUCUUAUUAUUUAGCCCAUUAAUUGUGCUAAUGUGAGCAUGUAUGAUUAGAACUUUAAAAUUAAUAGACCUCAGCUCGAGGUCGCAUUCUUUCUUACUAUAAAUUUGUAUUCCGACCAUUAAUUAUUAUCAUAUCAUAUUUAUUGUUAUGUUUGUUAAUCAAGUAUUAAAUUAACCUAAUGUAAUGGUUGCAACAGCUUUGGCAUGAAUUCAGCCAAAUUUGUUUGUUUCUAAUAUGCAUUUCAACUUUCCAAUCGUUGAUGGUACUGCUUUCACAUACAAGGAACACGGAAAAUUCAACGAAGU
Durio zibethinus is the source of this 2518-nucleotide messenger RNA. RefSeq names its product L-ascorbate oxidase homolog. The record is from RefSeq and is a predicted model, not a curated record. Gene Ontology annotation, molecular function: oxidoreductase activity; copper ion binding. NCBI's taxonomy places the organism in Eukaryota, Viridiplantae, Streptophyta, Magnoliopsida, Malvales, Malvaceae.